Molecule: messenger RNA, 1511 nt
Organism: Neurospora tetrasperma FGSC 2508
Lineage: Eukaryota; Fungi; Ascomycota; Sordariomycetes; Sordariales; Sordariaceae
Exons: 2
Coding region: 66-983 (305 amino acids)
Biological process (GO): phosphatidic acid biosynthetic process
Cellular component (GO): membrane; endoplasmic reticulum
Molecular function (GO): 1-acylglycerol-3-phosphate O-acyltransferase activity
Source: RefSeq, a predicted model, not a curated record
UCCGAGUCCCACUUGCGGAAUAAAAACAUACCUCUGGGAUCGUUGGGUGUCUAGUCACCGCUGUCAUGGCCAGUCUUCUCUACUACCCGGUCUACUUCCUCGAAGGCUGCGUCGCCCUCACCAUUGGCUUCUACAUGCUGUCCCUCAUCCUGCCCCGAGCAGCCUUCGUGGCCCGUUCGCUCGCCAGCUACCUCUCGCUGCUCCUCUGCGCCGGUUUCGGCGUCAUCACCUCCAUUGCCUUUUCCCUGCUCGGUCACGGCCAGAGCGCGCAAUGGGCCGUCGGCCGCUCCUUCAAGUACGUCAUGGCGCUGACCACGGGCGUCCGGUUCAAGAUCGACGACCCCAAGAACAUCCUCGGCAAAACCCGCCCCGCCGUCUUUAUUGGCAACCACCAGACCGAGCUCGACGUGCUCAUGCUGGGCUGCAUGUUCCCCAAGUAUUGCUCCGUUACGGCCAAGAGCUCGCUGCGCAAGACCCCCUUCCUCGGCUGGUUCAUGUCCCUCUCGGGUUCCAUCUUCAUCGACCGCGCUAGCAAGACCGACGCGCGCGCCGCUAUGGCCGGCGCCGCCAACCAGAUCCAGAAGAAGCAGCAGAGCGUCUACAUGUUCCCCGAGGGAACCAGGAGCUACUCCAAGGAGCCCGAGCUGCUACCAUUCAAGAAGGGCGCUUUCCACUUGGCUGUCCAGGCUCAGGUUCCCAUUGUGCCGGUUGUCGUUGCCAACUAUAGCCACGUCCUUAACGUGAAGGACUUCGUCUUCAACGCCGGAGUCAUUCCUAUGAAGGUCCUCGACCCCAUCGACACCACCGGCCUCACCACCGCCGACGUUGACGAGCUCUGCAAGAACACGCGCGACCUCAUGCUUAAGGAGCUCAUCGCCCUUACCGCCAAGGCCCGCGGCCAGUCCGUCUCCGAAAUUUCCGCUGCGAACAACCAUCCGAGCGUGGCCAAGACGUCUGGAACCGAUAUGCAUGUCGCCGCCUAAACGCAUGAUUUUAUACAAUUCGGCUGGGAAACAACAGCUAGGCCGAUUCAGAUAGACCAGGUGAAACUCUGCUCGUUUCGCUGCGCAGCAGCCCAGGACAGCGUGAAAUCCCAUCAGCCAGUCAGCCCCGCGACGAGGAUGGACUGAACUGGGAUUGAGAUUAGUACUUUUUACCCCCCUAAGAAGAGGGGUGGGAUGAGGAAGAAGAUGAGGAAGCAGCCGAUUUUCAGCAAAGGAAUAGGAAAAUAGAGGAGAGAGGUAGAGCCGAGAAUUGCAUAUCUUAGCGGCAUGAUGGCUCGGAACUACCCUUUGAGUUUACGCGCAGGAGGAAGACAAGGAGGGGAUGAAGACUGCGCAAGAAGGAAUGAAGUCAAUAAUAUCAUGAGACAAAGACAGAGCUACUAGAACUAGACUAGCACAUCUUUCUAUAUAGGAUGGGAUACCCAGUUACCAGGUCACGUACUUGGGGGUUGUGAUGCGGUUUGGGGGUUGGGCCAUUUCCCUUACUUUUGAAAUCAAAGGGGUUUG